UCAAGUCUCAUGGUUGUACACCCACCCCCCCCGUAUCCCCUACAGAAUACCCAGACAAGCACGUGAUCGCUCAGCGACUGCCUGGGCCAAAGGGUGAAGGGUAUUGUUGGUAUCAAGCGACUAUCAAAGGUGGCAGAGAGGGUCGUGACUUGGAUGCUUGGGCACUUGUGCGAGCGUGCGAAGCUUUGGGUGCG
Molecule: messenger RNA, 194 nt
Organism: Sphaeroforma arctica JP610
Lineage: Eukaryota; Ichthyosporea; Ichthyophonida
Exons: 1
Source: RefSeq, a predicted model, not a curated record